This is a messenger RNA of Sitophilus oryzae (rice weevil), 874 nucleotides long. RefSeq lists its product as uncharacterized. The transcript is spliced from 4 exons. NCBI's taxonomy places the organism in Eukaryota, Metazoa, Arthropoda, Insecta, Coleoptera, Curculionidae. The coding region runs from base 157 to 711 and encodes 184 amino acids. The record is from RefSeq and is a predicted model, not a curated record.
UUUGAUUUAAUGUUUUAGACAGAGUGCCACCGAUAGUACUCGGUAACCGUUCAAAGUGCGAGUGUACAUGUGAGACAGGUUGGCACUUCCUCGUGUACGAAGACCGGCCGAGAAAAUUGCAGACAGACGUGAUCGACGUGCGUAAUACUGUGGAAAAUGAAGGGAAUUUUAAGAUCCUGGCACCUCUUGUUGCUGGCCAUGGUGCUGACUUUUGUUGACAUCAACUCGCAGGAACUACUUCCGUUUGGAAGUUAUAAACAGGAAACUAGGUUUCCGAUUUUCGCUGGACAGUUUCAGACCUCUAAACAGUAUGGAAACCAAGAGCGCCAAUUUACUGCAGGAUUUCAUCUGAAUGCACCUCGAUCUCUACCACAGUUCAUACCGCCGAGAUUCCCGAUUAAUCCCAUUGUUUUCUCAGCUGCUAAGGAUAGCUUCGGGAACAGAAACUAUUUUCACCUUCCUUUGAUACCACCACCGUACAGUCUCUUUAUUCCCAAUUCUAUUCAGCAAAAACCUGAAACAAAAGGACAAGAAGAAGAGUACAGGAAAUAUCUUAAAGAAACAGAGGAAGAAGAUGAAAAAGAACGACAACAAAACGAGAUCACCACCGACCUUGACGAUGUGACCAUUACGUCUAGUUUCGCUGCGUCCACCCCCAAAACAUUCGUAAAUGUCAAAGUACAAGGAAAAGAAUACGGCUAUUCCACAUGAAACUUUUUUAAUAUUAAUUAAUAAGAUAUGCCAUAUAUGGUUAAUUUUUUAUAUAAAUAAUUAUAGUCUAUUAUACUUUAAAUCCAAAGAACAUCUAUUACACUAAAGUUGUGUAUUAUAUAAAUAAAUUAUUAACAUUAUUUAAUAGUCUACAAAUAAAAAU